GUGUCUGGUACAGGUGAGCCUGGUUCCUGUGGAGAGCUGUGAGCAGUACAGCACCUGUGAGGAGUGUCUGGGCUCCAGAGACCCCCACUGUGGCUGGUGUGUCCUUCACAACAUAUGCUCUCGUAAGGAUCGCUGUGAGCGGGCGGGGGAGCUGCAGCGUUUCGCCUCUGACCUGCGCCAGUGCGUCCAGCUCAGCAUCCAGCCCAAAAACAUCUCCGUCACCAUGUCUGAAGUGCAGCUGGUGCUGCAGGCGCAGAACGUGCCGGACCUGUCUGCCGGGGUCAACUGCUCCUUCGAGGACUUCACCGAGACCGAGGGCCACAUCCAGGGGGGGCUCAUCUACUGCCUGUCCCCCGCCACCCGCGACGUCGCCCACAUCACCCGCGGCCAAGGCGACAAACGUGUGGUGAAGCUCUACCUCAAGUCCAAGGAGACGGGGAAGAAGUUUGCCAGCGUGGACUUCGUCUUCUACAACUGCAGCGUCCACCAGUCCUGCCUGUCGUGUGUGAACGGGUCCUUCCCCUGCCAUUGGUGCAAAUACCGUCACAUGUGCACGCAGAACGCCAAUGACUGCUCCUUCCAGGAGGGCCGUGUCAACGUGUCAGAGGACUGCCCCCAGAUCCUGCCCUCCACGCAGAUCUACAUCCCCGUGGGCGUGACCAAGCCCAUCACGCUCUCGGCCCGGAACCUUCCGCAGCCGCAGUCGGGCCAGCGCAACUACGAGUGCGUCUUCCACAUCCAGGGCGCGGUGCACAGCGUCACCGCCCUGCGCUUCAACAGCACCAGCAUCCAGUGCCAGAAGACCUCGUAUGACUACGAGGGCAAUGACAUCAGCGACCUGCCCGUGGACCUGUCGGUGGUGUGGAACGGAAACUUUGUCAUCGACAACCCCUACAACAUCCAAGCUCACCUGUACAAGUGCUACGCGCUGCGGGACAGCUGCGGCAUGUGCCUGAAGGCGGACCCGCGCUUCGAGUGCGGCUGGUGCGUGCAGGAGAAGAAGUGCUCGCUGCGGCAGGAGUGCGCCCCCCCGGAGAGCACCUGGAUGCACCCCGCCUCGGGGAACAGCCUCUGCACCCACCCCAAAAUCACCAAGCUGUUUCCUGAGACGGGGCCGCGGCAGGGCGGGACCAGGCUCACCAUCAGCGGGGAGAACCUGGGCCUGCAGUUCAGCGACAUCCAGGCCCGAGUCCGGCUGGGGAAGGUCUUCUGCCACCCCAUCGAGGACGAGUACAUCAGCGCCGAGCAGAUCGUGUGCCAGCUGGCUGACGCCACGGGUUACCGGGUGCAGGAGGCGAAGGUGGAGGUGUGCGUGCAGCAGAACUGCGAGCCGGACUACAGGGCCGUCUCGCCAAAGGCCUUCACCUUUGUGACCCCGUACUUCAUGCGUGUACUCCCCUCCCGGGGGCCGAUCUCCGGGGGCACGAGGAUCACCAUCGAGGGGAACCACCUGAACGCCGGCAGCGCCUUGACCAUCAACAUCGGCCUGCACCCCUGCCGCUUCGUGAGGCGGGGCGCCAAGGAGAUCGUGUGCGUGACGCCGGCGGGCCAGAGCCCGGGGGGCACGCCCGUCAUGGUGGACAUCAACUGGGCCGAGCUGAGGAACCCCGAGGUCAAGUUCAACUACACCGAGGACCCCACCAUCCUGAAGAUCGAGCCCGACUGGAGCAUCGCCAGUGGCGGGACCCCCCUGACCAUCAGCGGCACCAACCUUGCUACCAUCAAGGAGCCCAAGAUGCAGGCCAAAUAUGGGUCUGUGAAGUCCCUCCACAACUGCACGGUCUACAACAACACCAUGAUGGUGUGCAUGGCGCCCUCCGUGGCCGGCUCUGAGAAGGGCUUCUCGGAGGUGGGCAGCGCCCCGGACGAGAUCGGCUUCGUCAUGGACAACGUCCAGUCUCUGCUGGUGGUCAACGAGACCUUCAGCUAUUACCCGGACCCCGUCUUCGAACCCCUGAGCCCCACGGGCAUCCUGGAGCUCAAACCCAGCUCCCCGCUCAUCCUCAAGGGCCGGAACCUGAUCCCCUCGGCCCCCGGGAACUCGCGGCUCAACUACACGGUGCUGAUCGGGGAGACGCCCUGCGUGCUGACGCUCUCCGAGGCGCAGCUGCUGUGCGAGUGGCCCAACCUGACCGGGCACCACAAAGUCACGAUUCGGGCGGGCGGGUUCGAGUACUCCCCCGGCACCCUGCAGAUCUACUCGGACAGCCUGCUGACCCUUCCCGCCAUCAUCGGGAUCGGCGGGGGCGGCGGCCUGCUGCUGCUGGUCAUCAUCGCCGUGCUGAUCGCCUACAAGCGCAAGUCGCGCGACGCGGACCGCACCCUCAAACGCCUGCAGCUGCAGAUGGACAACCUGGAGUCCCGGGUCGCGCUGGAGUGCAAGGAAGCGUUUGCCGAGCUGCAGACGGAUAUCCACGAGCUGACCCAGGAGCUGGAUGGAGCCGGCAUCCCCUUCCUGGACUACAGGACCUACGCCAUGAGGGUGCUGUUCCCCGGCAUCGAGGACCACCCUGUACUCAAGGAGAUGGAGGUGCAGGCCAAUGUGGAGAAGGCGCUGACGCUGUUCGGGCAGCUGCUGAACAAGAAGCACUUCCUGCUGACCUUCAUCCGCACGCUGGAGGCGCAGCGCUCCUUCUCCAUGCGCGACCGCGGCAACGUGGCCUCGCUCAUCAUGACCGCGCUGCAGGGGGAGAUGGAGUACGCCACCGGCGUGCUCAAGCAGCUGCUCUCCGACCUCAUCGACAAGAACCUGGAGAGCAAGAACCACCCCAAGCUGCUGCUGCGCAGAACGGAGUCUGUCGCCGAGAAAAUGCUGACGAACUGGUUCACCUUCCUGCUCUACAAGUUCCUGAAGGAGUGCGCCGGCGAGCCCCUCUUCAUGCUCUACUGCGCCAUGAAGCAGCAGAUGGAGAAGGGCCCCAUCGACGCCAUCACCGGCGAGGCCCGCUACUCCCUCAGCGAGGACAAGCUGAUCCGCCAGCAGAUCGACUACAAGACCCUGACGCUGCACUGUGUGAACCCCGAAAACGAGAACGCCCCAGAGGUGACGGUGAAGGGGCUGAACUGCGACACCAUCACGCAGGUGAAGGAGAAGCUGCUGGACGCCGUGUACAAGGGCAGCCCCUACUCCCAGAGGCCCAAAGCCUCGGAUAUGGACCUGGAGUGGCGUCAGGGCAGGAUGGCCCGAAUCAUCCUUCAGGACGAGGACGUCACCACCAAGAUCGACAACGACUGGAAACGGCUCAACACGCUGGCGCACUACCAGGUGACGGACGGCUCCGUGAUCGCCCUGGUGCCCAAGCAGAACUCGGCCUACAACAUCUCCAACUCCUCCACCUUCACCAAGUCCCUCAGCAGAUACGAGAGCAUGCUGCGCACAGCGAGCAGCCCCGACAGCCUGCGCUCCCGCACGCCCAUGAUCACGCCCGACCUGGAGAGCGGCACCAAGCUGUGGCACCUGGUCAAGAACCACGACCACUCGGACCAGCGCGAGGGCGACCGCGGCAGCAAGAUGGUGUCCGAGAUCUACCUGACCCGCCUGCUGGCCACCAAGGGUACAUUGCAGAAGUUUGUGGACGACCUGUUUGAGACCAUCUUCAGCACGGCCCACCGCGGCAGCGCCCUGCCCCUCGCCAUCAAGUACAUGUUCGACUUCCUGGACGAGCAGGCCGACAAGCACCAGAUCACCGACGCCGACGUGCGGCACACCUGGAAGAGCAACUGCUUGCCCCUGAGGUUCUGGGUGAACGUGAUCAAGAACCCGCAGUUCGUCUUCGACAUCCACAAGAACAGCAUCACGGACGCCUGCCUGUCGGUGGUGGCCCAGACCUUCAUGGACUCCUGCUCCACCUCCGAGCACAAGCUGGGGAAGGACUCCCCCUCCAACAAGCUGCUCUAUGCUAAAGACAUUCCAAACUACAAGAACUGGGUGGAGAGGUACUACUCGGACAUCUCGCGGAUGCCGGCGAUCAGCGACCAGGACAUGAGCGCGUACCUGGCGGAGCAGUCGCGGCUGCACCUGAGCCAGUUCAACAGCAUGAGCGCGCUGCACGAGAUCUACUCCUACAUCACCAAGUACAAGGACGAGAUCCUGUCCGCGCUGGAGAAGGACGACCAGGCCCGGAGACAGCGGCUGCGCUGCAAGCUGGAGCAGGUCAUCGACACAAUGGCCCUGGCCAGCUGAGGGCGCGGAGGAGGAACGAGGACGAGCGCGUGGUUCCGAACCCCGAAAAACCAUGGACCGCAAGGACAGGAAGCAGUGCACCGGAGAUUUGGCAGAGCCGGGCGGUGCCGCGGGGCCCGCCUGGGCCCACAACAGAGAAAAAAAAAAAAACAACAAUAAAAAAACAAAAAAAAAAAAAACCCGCAACAAUCACGGAAAGCAUCCGUUCAUCGCUGUCUGUUAUCGUUUCGUUGCGUGCGUGCGUGCGCUCAGCCGCGCCCCCUCGCCACGCCGGGAUCGGAGUCCACCGUCUCGGCCAGGAGAACCGAGGAAGGGGAACGGCUGGGGCACGGCCUUCUUUCGGCCUUUAGGAAAUGCGCCCCCUUGUGACACGUCCGGGCGUCGCGAUAGAAUGUCAGUCCAGAGACCAUGUCGAGAUCAAGGACAUUUCUUUAUUUUUUUCUUUUCAUUUUGUUUUUUUUUUGUAUGUUUGUUGGUUUUUAUUUUUGCUACAUCGAUGUACUCAACUGCCCACUCUCCGAUCUCCUGCCACUCGUGUUACUGCUGAAUUUGCACAAUUUACAGAAAAAACUGAAAUGAGAAGAAAAAAAGAAAUAGAUAUAUAUAUAAAUGCAAAUACAUUUUUAAAGGAACAAAUAAAAAUAAGGGUAAAAUACUUUUUCCAUUUUAACAUAUGGAAGCCGCCGACAAAAAAAAAACGGCUUCAAUAUUUCAGACAAAAAAAUGAAGAAAAACAAUGAAAAAACUUGUCCUGUGCCAUGUUUUAUUUGAAUGUUGUUUAGUGCAAAGACAUUUUGUUAGAUGAAACGUGCUAUAAUUUAAAUGUUAACAUGCCUAGUGACUGGAAAAAAAUGACUAAAUUGAUCAAAAAAAGAAACGAAACAGCCUCCAUGGAGAAAAAAAGAAGGAAUCAUUGCAAUGUGGGGGCAUUGCCUAUUCAGGAUCAUUGGCUGAAAUAGUUGGAAUGGGUCUUGAAAAUAAGCAAUUUAUUUAUUUUCAACUGUAACCGCUCCCACCCUUAGUGCAAUCAUGGUUUAAACCUGGAAACCCAACCGCGCACACAAGCUUUGUUUAUGGUUACUAGCAUAGCUUUCAACUUAAACUGCGAACAAACCUGAGACCGUUAGAACAACAUGGAGGGCCUUGUGUCUUCAGACAUCUUGGAGAUUAUCUGUGGUGAGGAAUAUUUUGUUUUGUUCAUUUGCUCACUAGACUAGCUUGCGCUGAAGACCCCUGUCCAUAAGGGGUAAUCUUAUAUGAAGUACAUUGCAUUACUUGAAGAAAACUCAAUUCUCCGUUAGAUAGUACCAGACUGUAAAGUUGAGUGUGGUGAAACCCAGCGUGGUCUGAAGUUUCAGGAGGGUUGAAGGUCAGUGAAUUCAAACGUUUUAAUACACCGUUCGUGCAUUCCAACCGCUGCAGCCAGCUGGCUUGUUGGAGGAGAGACCCAGCUUUGGGCCCUGCUAAAAACAGCAAGGUUAUUUCAACAUACAGCAAGAUUUUUCUUUCAAAAAAAAAAAAAAGAAAGCAAAAAAAAA
Anguilla anguilla (European eel) is the source of this 5721-nucleotide messenger RNA. Its product is annotated as plexin-A1-like. Bases 224 to 4183 code for a protein of 1319 amino acids. The record is from RefSeq and is a predicted model, not a curated record. Lineage: Eukaryota; Metazoa; Chordata; Actinopteri; Anguilliformes; Anguillidae. Gene Ontology annotation, biological process: regulation of GTPase activity; regulation of cell shape; regulation of cell migration. Gene Ontology annotation, cellular component: semaphorin receptor complex. The transcript has 28 exons. Gene Ontology annotation, molecular function: semaphorin receptor activity.